CGCCAGAAUUUAACAAAAUUAAAAAUUAAAAAUUAGCAAUUUCAUUGACUUUUACGGAAGCAGCGCUUUUUAUAAUCCAAUUGAUUCGAAGCCGCAUAAAAGCGAGAAUCGCCCCCAUCCAUCUGCUGUUUCGCACCACCAGCCACCAAAACCGAAAGUCGCUGCCUUCAAUUUUCUUUCUUUAAAAGAACCCCCAAACCAGAGAGAAACUCAAACCCGACCCACCCACCCACAAACAACGCCAUGUCUGGAGGCAUAGCUCGUGGUCGUCUUGCCGAGGAGCGGAAGGCCUGGCGGAAGAACCACCCUCAUGGUUUUGUUGCGAAGCCGGAGACUUUAUCUGAUGGGACGGUGAAUUUGAUGGUGUGGCAUUGCACGAUUCCUGGCAAGACCGGUACUGACUGGGAGGGAGGUUUUUUCCCACUUACCCUUCACUUCAGUGAAGACUACCCUAGCAAGCCUCCAAAGUGUAAAUUCCCACCAGGUUUCUUCCACCCAAAUGUAUAUCCAUCUGGAACUGUUUGUCUAUCAAUUCUUAAUGAGGACAGUGGUUGGAGACCAGCAAUAACCGUGAAGCAAAUUCUUGUGGGCAUUCAGGAUUUACUGGAUCAGCCAAAUCCUGCUGAUCCUGCACAGACAGAAGGGUAUCACCUCUUCAUUCAGGAUGCCACGGAGUACAAGAAAAGGGUUCGGCAGCAGGCCAAGCAAUACCCACCUCUAGUUUAACGCAAAGCUGGCUUUCUAGUCCAAGAAAAUGCUGGUACUCUGGUAACCGUCGGUUGUUGCCUUUUGUUUAGUGUUAAAACUGCUCAUGUAAGAAAUUGUUGUUUGCAAGUUUUAGUUGACUCCUGUGUAGAACUACUUGCUUGAAUUAUUUUUCCUCUUAUCAUUUGGAUUAAAUUCUGCUAGUGAAUGACACACUAGCGAGUGAUCCAGUCAUACUCUGUGUCAAUGAGAAACACAAUCUUUCGUGUUGGGAGGACUAUGUCAAUUGUGUUAAUUUAUGAGUUUCUCGUUCCUGGUUGUGAGGAA
Prunus dulcis (almond) is the source of this 1032-nucleotide messenger RNA. Its product is annotated as SUMO-conjugating enzyme SCE1. The transcript is spliced from 5 exons. Gene Ontology annotation, cellular component: nucleus. The record is from RefSeq and is a predicted model, not a curated record. Gene Ontology annotation, biological process: protein sumoylation. Gene Ontology annotation, molecular function: SUMO conjugating enzyme activity. Lineage: Eukaryota; Viridiplantae; Streptophyta; Magnoliopsida; Rosales; Rosaceae. The coding region runs from base 244 to 726 and encodes 160 amino acids.